This is a messenger RNA of Cetraspora pellucida, 1089 nucleotides long. The record is from the annotation of a GenBank genome assembly. NCBI's taxonomy places the organism in Eukaryota, Fungi, Glomeromycota, Glomeromycetes, Diversisporales, Gigasporaceae.
AUGGCAUCCAGAAAAUUUUUGGACGUUUUGAUCCGAGACUAUAUGUCCGUUCUUAACAGUGGUGAUUAUGCUGACGUUAUUCUCCGAAUUGGUGAUGAUGAACACUUUAAAGAGUUUCGUGCACAUUCUAUUGUCUUGCGCACUCGGUCGCCUUAUUUUCGAACUGCUCUUUCCGAUAGAUGGGCACAGAAACAAGAUAAUGUAAUUAUUUAUGAGAAACCAAACAUUUUGCCUGAGGCCUUUGAAGUUAUUCUCAAUGGAGUUCUUGAAUUGAAAUUACGUGAUGUAAAAGUUGUUCUUAACAUUCUUGUUGCUUGUAAAGAACUCUGUCUUCUUGACCUCUUCGAUUAUAUGCAAGAUUAUCUUCUUAAUAAUAUGUCAGAAGCAAUGCAACAAAAUUUUUCCCUUGUUCAACAUUUUUUCCAAAAGGUCACACCUUAUAAAGAGGCAAUCGAUCAAGAAUUAUAUGGCGAAAUUCUUAAAUUUCAUUCUAGUGCUGCUACAAAGUCUAAAUCUACUAUACCUUUGUCUCAACGUCGGGGUGUAGAUUCAGUACUUAUUGGCGUAAAGCAUUUACAUCUCUUUUCACGAUGGAUUGAUAAUAAACCUGAUUCCAUAUAUAGCAGAAAUAAUAUUCCUUAUGAGUUCAAAUUGCUUCUUAGAGGUAGUCGAAAUGGAUUUACACCUCAAGAAUUUCAUGAUUUAUGCGAUGAAAAAGGUCCAACUUUAGUAGUAGCAAAAAUCAAAAACUCUAAUGAAAUAAUUGGUGGGUUCAAUCCUGUAAGUUGGGACUCUUCUGACGCACUAUUAGAAGUAAAAAAUAGUUUUGUUUUUAGUUUGGAUGAGAAUUUAGAUGAUUCGAUUCUUAGUAGAUCCGUUGGUACCAUCUCUUCAAUUUGUAAUUCACCUUUACAUGGUCCUGUUUUUAGAGGUAUUCUGAUUUUUAAUGGAGAUUUCAAAAAUGAUUGCGCUUCUUAUUGUAAUUUUGAUAAAGCUACCACCCCUUAUGAGGGUCCUAUUAGAAAUACUAAAGAUAAAUUUUCUGUUGAAGAAUUAGAGGUUUUCCAAGUCAUCAAAAAAAAAUUAUAG